This is a messenger RNA of Coregonus sp. 'balchen', 1179 nucleotides long. NCBI's taxonomy places the organism in Eukaryota, Metazoa, Chordata, Actinopteri, Salmoniformes, Salmonidae. The record is from the annotation of a GenBank genome assembly.
CUGAGGGAUGACAUCGCUGGCUGUCGGCUUGGUCCUAUGCCUAACAGGCUGGAUUACUCUCUACACCCUACUGUGUAACACCAAUGGCAGCCGUGGCUCUGAGUGGAACUGUAGGCUGGUCACACUGCUCCAUGGAAUCCUGGCAGUCUGUAUAACAGCAUACAUAGGCUAUGUGGAUGGACCUUGGCCCUUCACACAUCCAGGUAAGAUGCUCACUAUCUAAUCCCAUGUAGUGCUGCUCCUGUACCACCUUUCUGUAAAGGUGGUAAAGUUAGUAUAGAGCAUCAUGUUUAUUUUUUAUUUUUUAAAUCUAGUUUCUUCAUCAGUAUACUUUGAUAUGUGUAUGUAUGUUACUAACCAUGAAUACUGUUUACAAUAACGUUGUGAUCUUGAUUCCAGGCACAAAGAACACCCCCCUUCAGAUCAGUGCUAUGGUCAUUAGCCUGGGCUACUUCAUCUUCGACAUGGGCUGGUGUAUGUACUUCUGCACCGAGGGCCCGGUGAUGCUGGCCCACCACACCAUGAGCAUCCUGGGUAUCUUGUUGACCCUGAGCUUGGGGGAAUCAGGCAUCGAGUCCUGUGCCGUAAUCUUUGCUAGCGAGAUCACCAACCCCCUGCUGCAAGCUCGCUGGUUCCUGAGACAGUUGGGUCGCUAUGAGAGCCUGACAGGGGAGGCGGUCGAUAUUCUGUUUGUAGUGCUAUUUGUGUUCAUGCGCAUAGUGGUUGGCGGGAGGAUGUUGUACUGCGAGCUCAUCUCCCCACGGCCCAGGUUCAUUAUAAAGUGUGGGGGAGUUGCCAUGUAUGUGCUGUCCUGGGUGUUCAUGGUGGACAUUGGUCGUUUCGCCUACCGCAAGAGUCAAUCCAAAUACAGACGCUGGAGAGACCAACACAGACUGGCAACAGUUAACGGACAUAACGGAAAGACAGACUGAAAGACUUGCUUAUCUUCAGAAGAUUAAUAAAAACAUCCAAUGUUUAUACUAAUAGACCUUCUUUAACAAAUGAUUAACUAACAAAUGGUUGUGUGUAAGCAAGGGGUCAAAGUCAAGCCAUUCUUUAGGCCUAUAUGAUUAUUAGGGAAUAGUCUUUAGUAUUCAGCUUACACUUGUACAUUUUUGUGCUCAGUUCAGAAAAACAAGAUGCUCAGUUUAGACGUACACUGUUCAUCAGUCACUUUGG